Molecule: messenger RNA, 1959 nt
Organism: Peromyscus maniculatus bairdii (prairie deer mouse)
Lineage: Eukaryota; Metazoa; Chordata; Mammalia; Rodentia; Cricetidae
Gene: Crb3
Product: crumbs cell polarity complex component 3
Source: RefSeq, a predicted model, not a curated record
GGCCUUCUUAAAGGGGCUGCGCCCCCAUCUAGACUCGCAGAAGUCUGCUCUUUGCAGACCUGCCUGGGCAGGGAGUCCCGGGCCAGAGUCUCCGAUGCCACUGAGGAUAAAGAUCAGGAGGUGGCCGGGCUCUGGAGGCGGGGCCUCAGCCAGGGACCGUGGUUGCACCUGCUGAAGUCCCUCCCAACAAGUUUCGGGUGCAGUUUCUGGUCUCACCGUCAGGGGGAAGGGAGCCCGCUUGACCGCGAAUAAUAAAUAACAGCUAACGUUGAGUGCGCUGCGCAUGCCAACCUUCCACUCGCUGCUCAGCACCCUCCCCGCCCAAACCCUGUGAGGUGGGCAGGUGGCACUCGUUUUUCCCACGCUACAGAGGAGGAAACAAGAAGUUAAAAUUCCCAGCCGGGAUUCCCACUUAGGGCCAGAGCAGAGAUUUAAACAGAUUUUAAACCACCACUCCUAGAAGGGACGAAGCCUCUUUUAUUUAUUCUUCAGGGUUUUUGUUUUGUUUUUGUUUUCCAGACACGGUCUCGCUAUGUAGCCCUGGAAGUCACUAUGUAGACCAGGCUGAUCUUGCAGAGAUCCACCUGCUUCUGCUCUGUGGGGUGUCGUAGGGCUUUGUUACGUACUAGAGGAGCACUCUGGCCAGGGGACCCCAGCUUCAGCUCUAUGAUCAUUUGUUGUUUUACUCUUGUUUUGAGUCAGAGCCUCACUCUGUAGGCCUAGAGCGUGCAGCAGCUCUGCUGCUUCAGAUUCCCAGUUGCUGGGAUGUAAUCGUGUGCCGCCAUAUCCUGUUCAUGACUACCUUUUACCCAAAAAUACGCCCAGAGGUUAUGUGGUUCCCACGCAGGCUGUGCCCAUACAUGUGUGGUGAGUGGGUGAGAGUCCCACACAACGCCCCCCCCCAGCUACCAGAUGUUUCCACGCACAGGUGUGUCUUUGCGUGCCAUGGGGACGUAGGUGCUUCCUCGGACACUUCCCUGACAGGUGGACCUCAUACACAACAAGCCAGUGUGUGCAGCCCCCUCUGCGGAUGUCCUUCAGGGUGGCUGUAAGGCCUUCAAGAGCCAAAUUCUGCAAGGUGCUCUUUGUCCAGGUGUCUUUGCCGUGCAGGUAUGACUCGAAGCAGGGGUUUAUACAUUGCAUCCAGGUCCGCAUGUGUCUCUCUCUACAGAACUAGUCCCACACAGGUUGGUUGGCCGACUAAGCAUCGCCAGGUCUGACUUCAGGUGCGAAUUCUUCAGCGUUAGGCAUCGGAGCCCGCCCCUUACAGGUGCCGAGUCGCAGGUGCCGUCCUCGACCCAAGAUGCGGUAGGAAUUGGAGCCCUGGGGAAGUCCUGCCCUUGGCGCCACCAACUCGUCGCCCAAACUCAUGGCGACCCCAGGCCUGGGGCUGCUCUUGGCAUUUGGCCUGCCGAUGCUGCCCACGGGCUGGAGUCAAGCAACCCCAGCACCAGAUCCUUCCAAUAGCACAACUCCAUCCCCAGACCCUGGAUCCAGUGGGGGCCUGUCCCCAGAGGGCCUCGUGGCUAUCAUCGUGGUCUUUUCCAUCCUGGGAGUCAUCCUCCUAGCGGUGGGACUAUUCCUGCUGAUGCGGAAACUUCGAGAAAAGCGCCAGACGGAGGGCACCUACCGGCCCAGCAGCGAGGAGCAGUUUUCCCACGCAGCAGCUGAGGCCCGGGCCCCCCAGGACUCCAAGGAGCCAGUGCGGGGCUGCCUGCCCAUCUAGCUCCUUCCCCUCCUCCCCUGUCAGCCGUCUUCCCUACCUUGCUGUGUGACCUUGGGGGAAAGCAGCACCCUCUCUGAGCGAUCAGACUCACCCAGUGCUUAAGAAUAGAAGGGAAGAAAGUUCUUCAAAGACCUUGACUUUGAGGGCCAAGGAGGAUUGGGGCUGCUCACUUUUUAUAUAUUUAUAUGAAAUUGAUAGUAAGGUAUAAUAAAGGUUUCUUUUUUUUCUUUUUC